Molecule: messenger RNA, 1390 nt
Organism: Dalotia coriaria
Lineage: Eukaryota; Metazoa; Arthropoda; Insecta; Coleoptera; Staphylinidae
Product: retinol-binding protein pinta-like
Exons: 5
Coding region: 284-1207 (307 amino acids)
Cellular component (GO): membrane
Molecular function (GO): phosphatidylinositol bisphosphate binding
Source: RefSeq, a predicted model, not a curated record
UUUACAGAAUGUGACAGCAGGGACGUAUUUUGUUUUUGUGUAAUAAAAGUAGGCAACCCAAUAUACACCAAAUUUAUCUUACAAAGCAAUCGGUGUAAAUUAUAACUACUGCUACUGCACGCGAAAGACUUUCUCUAUUCACAUAAGAAGAACUGCAAGAAAAGGAGCAAAAGCAAACGAACCGUGAACACGAUGAUUCAAAACACGAAUACAUAUCGCGAAUGUAAUAACUUCAGUCGCGUUUCUACCGCAUUGGUUGCACCACACGCCAUCUUGAAUUAUAAUGACAACAUUAACGCAUUUUGGGGAAAACAGCGAUAUGAAACAGAAAUCUGAAGAUAUAGAACAAUUAUUGCAGUUGAUUAAAGCAUGGCUGAUGAAACAACCGCAUUUACCGCAGAAUAUUGAGGAUCAACUUUUACGGCGUUUCAUCAUCAGCGCUUUCCACAGCGUUGAGAAAACGAAAGCUUUGAUUGAUUUAAACUACACUCUGCGUUCGCAAGCGCCGGAAAUCUUCGAUAAUCGUGAUCCGGACCUGCAUGAAAUCCAAAACGUGUUUAACUUAGUGGAUUUUUGUCCGUUACCGAAAUUAACCGAAAAAAAGCAUAAACUCUUCAUUUAUCGUCUCGCUGACUCGGACCCGGAUCGUUUUGCUUAUGCAGACGUCCUAAAAGCGUUUUUCAUGGUCGCUGAUUACCGCAUGUCGUUUGAUCGUGAAAUGUCCGAUGGGGAAGUGCCUAUUUUCGACAUGAAUAACACCACACUUCGUCAUAUCACAAAGGUAACGCUACCAUUGGUUAAGAAAUACAUGGUGUAUACGCAGGAGGCGCACCCGGUGCGUUUGCGGCAGAUUCACGUACUAAACACGACGCCAUUGCUGGAUAAAUGCAUGGCAAUCGUGCGGCCGUUUCUUAAAAGCGAGGUUGCCAAACUUUUGAUAUUUCAUGCACCAAACUCUUCCACACUCUUCGAUUAUAUCUCACCGGAAUUGAUUCCGAAAGAAUACGGCGGCACAUUGAACGUGACCAUGGAAUCAAUCAAAGAAGAAUGGCGAUUGAAAGUACAACGUCAUCGCAGUUUCUACCUGGAUGACACCAGAUGGCGCUUGGAUGAGAAUCGUCGUCCAUCGGAAAACUGUAAUGCUGGCGGUGGCGGUGGGAAUCUCUUCGGGAUGCAAGGAUCCUUCCGCAGUUUAAGUAUUGACUAAUCACAUCCAAUCAAACUCUUUAUAAGCCCAGAGAAAUAACAAAACAACUUCUAUAAAUAAAUUUCACGCGCGAUCAAAUUAAAUCAAAUCAAAUAAAAACUCUGCAUGAGAAUAAAAUCAACAUGUCUGCAACCGUCUCUGUACUGGGCACUCCUUUUUAAAAUAAAUAGAAUUAUAAUCACA